Molecule: messenger RNA, 1086 nt
Organism: Penicillium concentricum
Lineage: Eukaryota; Fungi; Ascomycota; Eurotiomycetes; Eurotiales; Aspergillaceae
Product: 1-aminocyclopropane-1-carboxylate synthase C
Exons: 7
Coding region: 1-1086 (361 amino acids)
Biological process (GO): biosynthetic process; amino acid metabolic process
Molecular function (GO): transaminase activity; pyridoxal phosphate binding
Source: RefSeq, a predicted model, not a curated record
AUGGCGGCUGAAGAGGGGCACCUGUCAAAGCGGGGCGAUGUGUACGCUCAACCAGGAAACCGAAAUCCUUUGCUAGAUAUUCUCAACGAUCAAUGGCAUCCACUUUCUAACCCUGGCGGCUAUCUCAGUAUUGGUGUUGCGGAAAACACAUUCAUGCAAGAAGAGCUACUGCGCUAUGUCAAUACUCACAACUUUACCCUAGACUCUCAUUGUCUUAGCUACGGAGACAGCUUCUCUGGCAGCCACCAACUCCGCAGUGCUGUGGCUUCUUUCGUGACACGACAGUUCUGCCCUGUUCAGCCUCUUCUUGCUCGCCAUGUCGCCAUUACGUCGGGAGUGGGCCCUGGAGUCGAGGCUCUUUCGUUUACACUCUGCAAUACCGGGGACGGUAUACUUCUGGGACGACCCUUCUACAGAGGUUUCCCCGCGAGCAUGUCGUCUCGCGCCGGAGCUACCACCAUCCCCGUUUCCUUCGGAAAUAUCGACGCUUUCAGUAUGGACGCUAUCCCUUUAUAUGAAAAGGCCGUUCUCGAUGCGAAGGCCCGCGGCAUUACCGUCAAGGCCAUCAUGCUGUGUAAUCCACACAAUCCUGUUGUUUGGGAUAACACUGAAACUAACGAAGUGCCCGGUUUCCAUUCAGUACUCUCGAUCAAUUUGAAGGAGUUGAUUGAUCCUGAACUUGUGCAUGUGCUUUGGGGAAUAAGCAAGGAUUUUGGAUCAAACGGUAUCAGACUUGGCUGCAUUAUUAGCCAGCAAAACGAGAGGCUUCAUGCGGCUUUGGAGAACAUCGCUGGUGCUUUCUUCGUCUGGGCCGAUUUAUUCUCGUUCUUCAAGCCUCGUCUUGGAAGUGGCGUAGGUACUUCUAAGUCUGCACAGCAGGUUGAGGAGAACUCUUGGGCUCUUGAAGCGAGACUUCAGGAGACCUUUUUGAAGCACAAGUUGUUUACGGCGGCAGGAAGUACGUUCAGUCAUACUGAAGCUGGAUGGUUCCGCUUAACAUUUGCCCUCGACUACGACUGUCUCAGUGAGGGGCUACAGAGAUUGCUCACAGCACUUGAGGAAUUCGGUAAGGAAUGUGAUUACUAG